Messenger RNA from Theobroma umbraticum, 1613 nucleotides. RefSeq names its product diiron containing four-helix bundle family ferritin protein, putative (Protein of unknown function DUF455). NCBI's taxonomy places the organism in Eukaryota, Viridiplantae, Streptophyta, Magnoliopsida, Malvales, Malvaceae. The record is from RefSeq and is a predicted model, not a curated record.
UGGUCAAAGUUUACUUUACAUACCAAAAAAUGCACUCAGGUCAAAAUCAGAACCAUGCUCGUCCCCAAGCUGAGGUUCUCAUCUCUUCCUCACCAUUUUCACAACACCAAACUUCUUUUUUCCUCUUCUUCUUCUUCGCAAUUCUCUCAAUGGUCAGGUCUCCAAAGCUGGAGAGAGAGCCCACUAAACGAGGACCGGUUUUGGGGACCCAAUGGCCCUCGGCCUCUGUUACAGUCCCAAUACUCCUCCAAAGACGCUGACACUCCUAACAGCCCUCUGGAGGCUACUGGUUCCUCUCUUGCAGAGCUUGGUGCUCUGGUUCUCUCUACCGCUGACCCUCUUACCAAAUCCAAGCUCUCUCAUUUGGCUUUCUCCAGGUGGCGCAAUGAGAAUCUGCCCAUUGGGGUCUGUCAGCCUCCUUCUCGACCUGCUCGCCCUCCUAAGCCUCAAUUGGUUUCCCCAAAGGAGAUUCCGGUCCCCAAAAACUCUAGACUGCCUCUUAACGCUUACAUGCUUCAUAACCUUGCUCAUGUGGAGCUAAAUGCAAUUGAUUUGGCAUGGGAUACUGUUGUUCGAUUUUCUCCCUUCUGUGAGAUUCUCGGGGAACAAUUUUUUGCUGACUUUGCUCAUGUUGCUGAUGACGAGAGCCGCCAUUAUGCUUGGUGUUCACAAAGACUUGCUGAGAUUGGUUUCAGUUAUGGAGAUAUGCCUGCUCAUAACUUACUUUGGAGAGAGUGUGAGAAAUCAUCAAAUAAUGUUGCUGCUCGUUUGGCUGCCAUCCCAUUAGUACAGGAGGCUAGGGGUCUUGAUGCUGGGCCACGCUUGGUGCAAAAAAUGGUUGGCUUUGGGGAUCACAGGACAUCUAGCAUUGUAGCUAGGAUUGCUGAAGAGGAAAUUGCACAUGUAGCUGUUGGUAUGUUCUGGUUUAUCUCAAUCUGUCGUAAAAUGAAUCGUGCUCCAUGCUCAACAUUUAAAGAGUUAUUACAAGAGUAUAAUUUGGAGUUGAAAGGGCCUUUUAAUUAUUCAGCUCGAGAUGAAGCUGGCAUUCCACGAGAUUGGUAUGACUCAUCAUCAAGAAGUAAACAAGAUGCCGAAGAGAAUCAGAACAAUAGUAAGCAGCUUUCGGAGGUUUAUGAUAGGCUGGCGUGUCUUAUAUCCAUGGAGAGUGAGCAUUCAAGUUUAAAUAGACCAUCUGAAUGACUUAUUGGUAGAGUCUCUGCAAUGCCCUGAGUACAUUUCAAUAUGUUAAACCUAUGGCAUGAAGCAGUCCUGUUUGGUCAGUAUUCUACUUCUGAUGUCUGGAAUUCAAUGUCCAGUUUUCCAUGAAACCAAAGAUGACAAGGAAAAUUUUGUUGCUUUGUUGGUUGUUUGACGCAGCACAUUUAUAUAUUUGAAGCAGAUGCAGAAGAGCUCACCUGUAGGUCUGAAUUGGGGUUAGACACAAAAACUGAACUACUUUGUAGAGCAUUGCGGAAUCUGUAGCAAACCGUGCUUCUUUCCUCUUUCCUUCUAAUUGUCUUUUUGUGAUUAUAUUAGGUUCAUUGCUGUAACCUUGUAUAUAUAUUUUUACAUAUAUUUGAGGAAAGGGACAUUCAAAUUUUACUUUUUUAAAA